Verticillium alfalfae VaMs.102 is the source of this 978-nucleotide messenger RNA. RefSeq names its product aspartate-semialdehyde dehydrogenase. NCBI's taxonomy places the organism in Eukaryota, Fungi, Ascomycota, Sordariomycetes, Glomerellales, Plectosphaerellaceae. The record is from RefSeq and is a predicted model, not a curated record. The transcript is spliced from 4 exons. Gene Ontology annotation, biological process: L-threonine biosynthetic process. The coding region runs from base 1 to 978 and encodes 325 amino acids. Gene Ontology annotation, molecular function: NAD binding; aspartate-semialdehyde dehydrogenase (NADP+) activity; protein dimerization activity.
AUGGCCGAGUUCCCAACGAAGAAGUGCGGCGUCCUUGGAUGUACAGGCUCCGUCGGACAGCGUUUCAUUCUGCUGCUCAGCCAGCUGUCCCACCUCCAGCUCGUCGCUGUUGGCGCCUCUUCGCGCUCCGCCGGCAAGAAGUACCGCGACGCCGCGAAAUGGAAGCAGGCCACCCCCAUGGGCGCCGUUGGCGACCUCGUCGUGCGCGAGUGCAAGGCCUCUGAGUUUGCCGACUGCGACGUCGUCUUCAGCGGUCUCGACUCGGAUGUCGCUGGCGACAUUGAGACCGAGUUCCUCAAGGCCAACAUUCCCGUCUUCUCCAACGCCAAGAACCACCGCCGCGAUCCCAUCGUACCCCUCGUCGUGCCGACCGUCAACCUCGCCCACCUUGACCUCAUCCCCCACCAGCGCAAACACCACGGCCUCGAAAAGGGCUUCCUCGUCUGCAACUCCAACUGUGCCGUCAUCGGCCUGGUCAUCCCCUUCGCCGCCCUGCAGGCCCGCUUCGGCCCCGUCGACCAGGUCUCCGUCGUGACCCUCCAAGCCGUCUCCGGCGCCGGCUACCCGGGCGUGUCCUCGCUCGACAUUCUCGACAACGUCGUCCCCUACAUCCCCGUCACCGUCCUUCGACGGGCCACACCGGCCUGCGUCUCCCUGCGCUUCGCCCCGCCGCCCCGCCCUCCCUCCGCCGACGAGGUCAAGGACCCCCUGCGCUCCUACGUCAGCGAGGCCCAGACCCUCGGCUGCCCCAGCGCCCCGCAGCCCGCCAUCGAGGUCUUUGACGCCCCCGACAGGCCGCAGCCCCGCCUCGACCGCGAGCUCGGCAAGGGCUACACCGUCAGCGUCGGCCGCGUACGCGAGGACGAGAGCGGCAUCUUUGACGUCAAGUUUGUUGCCCUGAGCCACAACACCGUCAUUGGCGCGGCCGGCUCCAGCAUCCUCAACGCCGAGGCCGCUGUGCUCAAGGGUUACAUCUGA